Parnassius apollo (apollo) is the source of this 546-nucleotide messenger RNA. The record is from the annotation of a GenBank genome assembly. Lineage: Eukaryota; Metazoa; Arthropoda; Insecta; Lepidoptera; Papilionidae.
UUGCGCACUAAAUCUCGAAAGUUUUUGUGCAAUUUAUUCUGGUUACGUUGGUUCAAAAUUCCUAAAAGACGAAGGGAGUCAAAAGAAGAACGUUUAGAAAGGAAGUUGAACAAAUAUAAGAAAAAAUAUGAACGUUGUAAAAGACGUAAAGACGAACAUUCAAAAGAUAAUAGAAACGAAAAUGAUGUUGGCGAUAUUGUGGAAAGUAUUGAAUCAGAAGAGGAGAUUAUUCUGGAAAAUAUCGAACCAGAGGAGGAGGAGGAGGUAGAAAUUAUGGAAGUUAAAGAAGAACAUUUAGAAGAGGAUAUUAUAGAAGCCAUGGGUCCUCCGAUUAGUACUGAAUCUUCAUAUGGUCAACCAAUACAUCCGGAGAUUUAUAAAAGGGUCGAAGAUAUUUUGAUGGAAGGUUUGACUAAAGAAAAAAUUGAAACAUAUAAAAAAGAACAAUUAAUACCGGAAAAUACCAUUUUGUUAGAGGCACCACUACUGAAUCCUGAAUUACACAUGAUACAGGAGUCAGAAAAAACAAGAGAUAAAAAAAAUUAA